This is a messenger RNA of Cannabis sativa, 798 nucleotides long. RefSeq names its product protein DMP3. Bases 39 to 698 code for a protein of 219 amino acids. The record is from RefSeq and is a predicted model, not a curated record. The transcript has a single exon. Lineage: Eukaryota; Viridiplantae; Streptophyta; Magnoliopsida; Rosales; Cannabaceae. Gene Ontology annotation, biological process: endomembrane system organization.
ACCUUAAUAACUUUAAGAAAAAAAACAGAUCAACAAACAUGUCUCUUAUUAGAUCAAGAAGAUCAGUACCCGAAACAAAACCCGACCCGGAUCAACCCGCCACCACCGAACCACCACCGCUACCGCCACGUCAGCAGAGCCUACCCCAAAGAGCCAUAUCCCAAACCCUAACAACCACAGCCAACUUAGCCAAUCUCCUCCCAACAGGGACCCUCCUAGCCUUCCAACUCCUCACCCCUAUUUUCACCCAAAACGGGUCAUGCGACCCGGUAACCCGAACGUUGACUUUUCUUCUGUUGACUCUCCUCUCUCUCUCGUGCUUCGUCGCCUCCUUCACCGACAGUGUCAAGGCCUCCGACGGCAGAGUCUACUACGGCAUAGCCACCUUCAAAGGGAUCUUCCUCUUCGAUUGCCCCACCGGGUCGGGUGGAUCAGUCGGGUCGGGUUUACCCGAUUUGGGAGGGUACAGAAUCGGGUUUGUGGAUUGGGUUCAUGCGGUUUUGUCGGUUUUGGUAUUUGGGGUUGUGGCGAUUAGGGAUAGGAAUGUGGCUAUGUGUUUGUGUCCUCAGCCGGGGAAGGCGGCGGCCGAGGUUUUGGAUAUAGUUCCGGUGGGAAUCGGGGUGGUUUGUAGUCUUUUGUUUGUGGUUUUUCCGACCCGAAGACAUGGCAUUGGCUAUCCUGUCACACCGGGCAAAUAAUACAAUUUUAAUUUAUUUUUUAUUUGAUUAAUUCAAUUGUAAGUUUUAACACAUAUAUGAGUAAUGGAUGAAAAAAAGAUUAUUAUUAUUUUUGGAUAAA